UCCCCGCUGAGGAGGCGCAGUAGCCGGAGAUGGCGGCGGUGUUGAACACGGAGCGACUCGAGGUCUCUGUGGACGGCCUCACGCUAAGCCCAGACCCUGAAGAGCGGCCUAGGGCGGAAGGUGCUCCGCUGCUGCCCCCGCCACGGCCGCCGCCUUCCCCUCGGGGAGCCGGCCGGGGCCCGGGCGCUGCAGGGGAUCCGCGGGAGCCCGGGGAGGCGGCGGCUGGGGGCGCGGCGGCGGAGGCGCGGCGGCUGGAGCUGCACUGGGGCUUCGAGCUGGAGGAGCUGUACGGCCUGGCGUUGCGUUUCUUUAAAGAAAAAGAUGGAAAAGCGUUUCAUUCAACUUAUGAAGAGAAACUAAAACUUGUGGCACUGUAUAAGCAGGUUCUUAUGGGCCCAUACAACCCAGACACUUGUCCUGAGGUUGGAUUCUUCGAUGUGCUGGGAAAUGAUAGGAGGAGAGAAUGGGCAGCCUUGGGAAGCAUGUCAAAAGAAGAUGCCAUGGUAGAGUUUGUCAAGCUUCUGAAUAGAUGUUGCCAUCUAUUUUCAACGUAUGUUACCUCCCAUAAAAUAGAGAAGGAAGAGCAAGAAAAGAAAAGGAAGGAGGAGGAGGAACGAAGGAGGCGCGAAGAAGAGGAAAGAGAGCGUCUGCAAAAGGAGGAAGAGAAGCGUCGGAGGGAAGAACAGGAAAGGCUGAGACGGGAGGAAGAGGAAAGGAGGCGAAUAGAAGAAGAGCGACUUCGGUUGGAACAGCAAAAGCAGCAGAUAAUGGCAGCUUUAAACUCGCAGACGGCCGUGCAAUUCCAACAGUAUGCAGCCCAACAGUAUCCAGGGAACUACGAACAGCAGCAAAUUCUCAUCCGCCAAUUGCAGGAGCAGCACUAUCAGCAGUAUAUGCAGCAGUUGUAUCAAGUCCAGCUUGCACAGCAGCAGGCAGCGUUACAGAAACAACAGGAAGUAGCAGUAGCUGGGGCUUCUGUGCCUGCACCAUCCAAAGUGAACACAGCUGUGUCAUGUGAUAUAAUGUCAGUUAAUGGACAGGCCCAAACCCACAAUGACAGCAACUCUAAGAAAGAAUUAGAACCUGAACCUGCUGAGGCAGCUUUGGAGAAUGGACCAAAAGACUCUCUUCCAGCAAUAGCAUCUCCAUCUAUGUGGACACGACCCCAAAUCAAAGACUUUAAAGAGAAGAUUCGGCAGGAUGUGGAUUCUGUUAUUACCGUGGGCCGAGGAGAAGUGGUCACUGUCCGAGUACCCACCCAUGAAGAAGGAUCCUAUCUCUUUUGGGAGUUUGCUACAGACAAUUAUGACAUUGGGUUUGGGGUGUAUUUUGAAUGGACAGACUCUCCAAACACUGCUGUCAGCGUGCAUGUCAGUGAGUCCAGCGAUGACGACGAGGAAGAAGAAGAACAUAUCACUAAUGACGAGAAAGCCAAAAAGAAUGCCAACAAGCCUGUGCUGGAUGAGAUUGUGCCUGUGUACCGACGGGACUGUCAUGAAGAAGUGUAUGCUGGCAGCCACCAAUAUCCAGGGAGAGGAGUCUAUCUCCUCAAAUUUGACAACUCCUAUUCUUUGUGGAGGUCAAAAUCAGUCUACUACAGAGUCUAUUAUACUAGAUAAAGCUAUUGUUACAGAAUCUGGAGUCUAGAGUUGGGCAGAAGAUGACGUUUAAUUUGGAAAUUUCCUUUGACUUUUUUGAAACAUUGGAGUCAGUGUUUAUUGAUUUUGGUCUGGUGGUUUGUGAACUCUUUUUGGGAAUCAACAUUUCCCCGAGACCCUUUAACAUUCAUACUUUGGGGAUGGAGGGAUCCCUUAGUCUCCCCAAGUUCUUGGGUCCUGCCCAGCAGAGAGUCUGGAGGAUGCUGAAGUCAACGUGAACUAUGUGUUAAAUAUCUAACAUCUUCAAAAUAAAACAUCCCAACACUGGCCCCACUUGGCUAGUGGGUAGUCUAUUGCUGCCUGUUCCAUGUGUUUUAUGAGAGCUCACACUGUAUUGCCUUCUGGUUUGAGAUCCUUAUGAUAAAUAGGCUACAUGGGAUGCAGCUGGCUUUGAUGGAAUGAAGGUCAGCAUUCUUAAAACUUUAAAACUCAAAGACCUCACUGGUUAUAAUAGAAAAAAGAGAUUAUCUCAGUUUGAUCUUGUUCUGAAUGAUCCAGAUUGUAUGUGCUUCUGGUGCAACUGUUUAGUUCAGAGUUAUAUAUUACAGAGUUAUUUUCUGAGAUAGACUUAGACUUAACCUAGAAUGUUCAAUCCCAAGUGAUAAUUGAAAUAUCAAGAUACAUAGAACACUUGUAACGUCUUUCUGAGAGCCUCCACAAAUUUUCCUCUUCCAUCUGUUUUCCAAAUUACUAAUAGCAAGGCAAAAGUAAUUAAUUUUUGCCUUGAUUUGGCUUUAUAGAUCAUCUCAAAUUGGAACUGUCUUAUGCACACGGGAUUUUGUCAAAUGGCACCUACUGAAGUUAAAUAUUUAAAGUUUUCAUAUAACUUAGUAAUGGGAAUAACAUUGCACUGAUAGGAAGUUGCUGCCAGAGACAGUCCCUUUUCUUUGUGUUACUCCUUAGGCACAAGUCCUACACGAUUCCAGUUUAUAAGUAAUAGAAUUGGAAAUACAUGUGCUCAUGCUUAAAUUUCAUAGCUUUAAUCUGUAUUAUGUCUUUAUUGAGGGGAAGAGGUACGUUUUUGUUUUCUCCACUGAAAACAAAUAGGAAUUAACUGCCUCAAAAUUGUAUAAGUGAUUGAUUAGUCUAAAGAUUCUUGUUUUCAGCAGGGAGUCUGAUAUAAAUAGAAAAUCACAAAGAUGGCAAUAUAUACUUCACGUUGUUAUAUGUUAUUGGAAUACCUAGAGAUUUUUAUUUCAAAACAUAAUCACUUCUUGUAGAAGGGUUUCCACUGAUUAGCUGCAGUGUGUGCAGUUCACUACAUAAUGAGCUGCUGUUGGUGUUUCUCGUGGACUGUAUUUCUCUUUUUUUUAGUACCAGGUUUUAUACAUACUUAACUCUUUCAGUUCAGAAAUUCGAUUGCUUUCUCCUAAGCAGUGCUUGAUUUGUGUGUGUUUGUUUAAUUUUGUUUUAAAAGUAGUCCCAGCUCACAGGUGUCUGUGCUGUUAUAUACAGAAUGCUGUGUCAGACUGUCCGUCAGCUCUCAUUGCAUAUGGUGUAGGAACCAUGAGGCAAGGCACUUCUUGGCUUUUUUUCUUUUAAUGAGAAAAAUACUGUAUUUAAAAUGUAAAAUAAACUCUGAAAAAACAGGCACUAAUAUAUAUUUCUUCCAGGUUUUGACAGAAUUUGUCCUUACAUAUGGUAAGAUGAAUUAUCUUCUAAAAAUAUCAUUGUUCUUGGGAGCAGUAUGUUACUUUACAUAACAGUGGUUCCUGUCAUGUGUCAUGUCAGAACAUUUUUGGUUUUAAAACUUUUUUAUUGCCUUUGGCUGUUGAUUAGUACAGUACAAGUACGAUUUCAAAAAAAUCUUGGAAUAAUAUAUUUAAUCAAUUAAAAUGUUUAUCUGUAA
Echinops telfairi (small Madagascar hedgehog) is the source of this 3507-nucleotide messenger RNA. RefSeq names its product acyl-CoA binding domain containing 3 (gene ACBD3). NCBI's taxonomy places the organism in Eukaryota, Metazoa, Chordata, Mammalia, Afrosoricida, Tenrecidae. The record is from RefSeq and is a predicted model, not a curated record. The transcript is spliced from 8 exons. Gene Ontology annotation, cellular component: Golgi membrane. The coding region runs from base 30 to 1619 and encodes 529 amino acids. Gene Ontology annotation, molecular function: fatty-acyl-CoA binding.